GGUUCAUCACUAAUGAUAGCUGUCACCUGACUGAUGUCCAGUGAAGCGGUGGUCAUAGUGGCUUUUGGCUGUACAUACCACACAUCACACGGUCACUUACAAACACAUUUAACAUCAUCAUAGCUUCACGGCUAUCAACAGCUCUAUAAGGUACUCUUUUCUCGAAAUCAAAGGCAAGUAAAACCUCCUUCAUCAAAGUCUCACUCCAUACAUCAGUCCCCAGCCAGUGAUGUCAUUUCUACAUUAAUCAGUGAAGAGUUCCAAUAUGGAGUGUGUUCCCAUAGGAAAUGUGUCGGGGUUAACUCCCCCUGUCAACUUUACCGAGGCACAGAAAAGAGUUCUUAAGGAUAUAAGCAAUGUUUUCUAUAACUAUGGACUUCCUGUUGUCUGUUUGUUUGGAAUUGUGGGAAAUAUUCUAAACUUGACAAUUCUUACUCGUCGAAAGUUACAAAAGUCGUACCGCACCGUUGAACAAGCUGCAUAUGUGUGUCUCAUUGGAUUGGCUCUUUCAGAUCUAAUGUUUUGUGUUUUCGCCUUUCCGACAACCUUCUUACCAACAGGCGAGUAUUACAAAACAAAAGGCUUCAUACUAUAUUAUGGGAUGUAUUCCACAGCCAUCAUCAAUGUGUUUAUCAUGUCGAGUACCUGGCUCACUGUAACCAUGGCGACAGAACGGUAUAUUGCUAUCUGCCAUCCCCUGAAUAGCAAACUUUUCAUGACUCUAAGUAAAACCAAGUUUGUCAUAGUGCUGGUGUAUCUAGUAUCUGUGGCUUUUAAUAUUCCAGUGUUAUGGCGAUAUCAAAUUCGUGAAAUUUUAUGUGAAAAUAUGACCUCGAAAGUUUAUCAUCUUAAACAAGUGCCCUUGUGUGAUAGUAAUACACUGGAUGAUGGAUAUCGUGUACUUUGGGCAAUCGUCGGAAAUUUCAUUCCUCUCAUUCUCCUGAUUGGAUUUAACAUCUGCAUCUGCUAUAAGAUCCAUAAAUCGUAUAAAUUACGACAAAAGUUUCACUGUGAACAAGAUCCGAAGGAUUCUAACAACACAUUAACAAUUACGCUAAUCGUAAUUGUGGUCAUGUUCUUCAUACUGGUGGCGCCCUCUGAGAUUGUGUUGCACAUUGCCCAGAUCACCAAAAGUGAUAGUGAUGCCACCUACAAGGCUAUUGAAGUAGUUAUGAACUUUAUGCAGUCUGUGAACUUCUCAGUGAACUUUGUUCUAUAUUGUAUCAUCAGCCCGUACUUCCGUAAGACUCUCCGACACAUUCUGUGUUGUGAUUGGUAUAACAAUCGCAGAGACUCUUAUAAAUUCAAUAUGACAGACUGUAGCAAGCAACCACUCAAAGGACCAUGAUUUGGGGCAGAAGUUCUAAUUUUAGUUGGUCCUUGUAUAAAGCUUGUCAAAAGCGAUGACACCAUUCUGACGAAUCAAUACGAACAACAAAGUCAGGAUUAACGGCUAAUUUACAUAUCGUAUAUAACCAAUAGAUAGCUAUCACACUGUCAAUGGGAUGCUAUAGGUUUCAUUUAUCCACAGGAGAAACUCAUCCAUGUACCUGUCAAUAUUUAGGCUCAGGCAAUCGUCACUCAUUUCCUCAGGCUGUUGUCUGAUUAUUCACUGCAUUGUCAACUUAAAACAAUUUCUACCCUCUGUAUGUAUAGCGAGAGAUCUACAUGCAAAUCCUGAGUCAAGUACUCAUAAGGUUUUGAUGGAACUCAAAGAAUUUCUGGACAUAUUUAAAUAUUACAUUGUGGAAUCUGUUGUAUUUAGCAAUAAAGACAAAAAAGAUGAAAAUAAAUUGUAGAUUAAUCACCAUUUUUACUUUAAAAAUUACUUCUUUUGGAUGAGAUUUUCAAAUUUGCUGAAAUAUACGCACUUGAUUUCAAGUUUGGGUCAGAAUGUAAAGCCUUUUUCAAUUAAUCUUCCUCUUUAUUUACAUCAAAGUGUACAAUCAGUAAGCAUUUUUACACAUUUGAAACAAUGCGUCACAGAACAUGAAACAGGUAGAGAAUACUUUGUAUACUCUCCUCAACAAAAUAAGCUGUCAACUUGGACAUCAUUACUGAGCAGGCAGUCAUCAAAGUUAACAUAAACAUGUCAUUUAAGUAGCUCUUUCUAAUAUGUAAAAAACCUCAUAUUUAUCUUUGUAUACAAAAGUCAUCAAAUUUUUUCUCGUAGUAUACAUAGUUAUCGGACUUUUACUAUUGAAAAAAACCAGUCAUAUUGUAUUUCUCAUAGUAUGAAAUUACAGAAGAAAUUACACUUUAUAAACAAAGUAACCAUAUCAGUUCAAUUAUUGAUAAUUUCAAACAGAAAUCACCAGGAACUUGUAUACAAAAGUCAUCGAAAGUGCCCUGUUUAGACAAAGACUGGUUACAGAUGACCACUGAGACAUGGAUUAAACAAAAUUAGAAACAUUCUGUAUCACAGCUGUAGGUUUGUUGAAACAUGUCAGAUUGAUUUAUCUGUUACGUGAAUUUAUAAUCAACAUUCUUGUUUGUUCAAUGGCAAAACGAUUUGAAUUUGGUUUCAUAAAACAAACGUCACCAGAUAUUUGUAUACAAAAAUCGCUAGAAGUUUGUAAAACAAAAGUCAACAGGUAUCUGUCAUUUAUCACUUUUUACAAAAGUAAAGAAAUAUUGUAUACAAAAGUAACAAGAUAUAUGUAUACAAAAGUAACAAGAUAUAUGUAUACGAAAGUCACCAGAUAUAUGUAUACAAAUGUCACCAGAUAUAUGUAUACAAACAUCACCAGAUAUAUGUAUACAAAUGUCACCAGAUAUAUGUAUACAAACGUCACCAGAUAUAUGUAUACAAACGUCACCAGAUAUAUGUAUACAAAAGUCACCAGAUAUAUGUAUACAAACGUCACCAGAUAUAUGUAUACAAACGUCACCAGAUAUAUGUAUACAAAUGUCACCAGAUAUAUGUAUACAAACGUCACCAGAUAUAUGUAUACAAACGUCACCAGAUAUAUAUAUACAAACGUCACCAGAUAUAUGUAUACAAAUGUCACCAGAUAUAUGUAUACAAAAGUCACCAGAUAUAUGUAUACAAAAGUCACCAGAUAUAUGUAUACAAACGUCACCAGAUAUAUGUAUACAAAAGUCACAUGAUAUAUGUAUACAAAAUCACAUGAUAUAUGUAUACAAAAUCACAUGAUAUAUGUAUACAAAUGUCACCAGAUAUUUAUGUAUAAAAAAGUCAUCAAUCACAUGUUAUAUGUAUACAAGAGUCACCAGAUAUAUGUAUACAAUCAGAUAUUCAUCUUUGUACACCUAUGUCACCAGAUAUUUAUCAAUGUGUGUAAACCUCCCUGUAUUUAUUUGUCUGUGCUUAGAUUUUCACCUGUUUUAAAUGUAUAUAUAGUUACAACUUAUAAUGAGUGCUAAAUUUUGUUUUAGUGUCCAUCACUAGUGCUUUACACACCUUUCUGCACUACUGGAGAGUGUUUAAGAGAUCACACUGGCAGAACAAUAUGAUACUCCACUAUUAAGUUAUCUCACUUGAUGAUAGCCUCUACGUUUACUAUGCCUUUCUUCACACAGAUUAUCUUUAUAUAGAACAUUUCUAUAAUGAAAAAAACAGGUGUGCUGUUACACAAAUUCUCUAUUUCUUUAAACAUAGAAUUAAUUACUCUUUAAUAGUUAAGCUCCAUGCAUGUCAAUACAUCUCCCUAGCUCUCUGUCCAUACAUCUCCCUAGCCCCCUGUCCAUACAUCUCCCUAACUCUCUGUCCUUACAUCUCCUUAACUCUCUGUCAACACAGCUCCCUAACUCCCUGUCCAUACAUCUCCCUAGCUCUCUGUCCAUACAUCUCCCUAGCUCUCUGUCCAUAGCUCUCUGUCCAUACAUCUCCCUAGCUCUCUGUCCAUACAUCUCCCUAACUCUCUGUCCACACAUCUCCCAUGCUCUCUGUCCACAUACCUCCCUAGCUCCCUGUCCAUAUAUCUCCCUAGCUCUCUGUCCAUACAUCUCCCUAACUCUCUGUCCAUACAUCUCCCAUGCUCCCUGUCUAUACAUCUCCCUAGUUCUCUAUCCAUACACCUCCCGUGCUCUCUGUCUAUAUAUCUCCCUAGCUCUCUGUCCAUACAUCUCCCUAGCUCUCUGUCCAUACACCUCCCGUGCUCUCUGUCUAUAUAUCUCCCUAGCUCUCUGUCCAUACAUCUCCCUAGCUCUCUGUCCAUACAUCUCCCGUGCUCUCUGUCUAUAUAUCUCCCUAGCUCACUGUCUGCAAACAUCCUUAGCUCCCUUCUAGUAGUGUCAAAUAUUGCAAUGAUGUUGAUUUUUAUUCAUUGUUAGAACACAAUAAUUUGCCUGUGUAAUAUCAAUGGAUAUUUAAAAUUUGAACUUCACCUUUGAUCUGAUGACCUUGACCUGCAUUCUGACAUCUCGUUUGAUUUUAACCAAUUAUGCUUUAUCACUUCUUAACAAUAUAUUCAUAUUGACUUAUCACCUCAAACAUUUGCCUGUGAAAUAUUCAUAAUUUGGACUUGACCUCUGACUUGAUGACCUUGGGGUGGUUAGUCAAUUUCUUGUUUGAUUUCAACCAUUAAUGCUUCCUUAUGUCAUGAAAAAUAUGUUAUUCAAAAAUAUUUGAAAUAUGACCUUGACAUUUGACCUAUGACUUAGACAAGUGGUUGCGAGACUUCUGAAAUAAUUUCAGUCAAUGAUACAUUAUUAUGUCAAUAUUUACCAGUAAUAUUCAGAUAUGAUAUAUUUUUGCUGCAUGUCCCCAUUUCUAUUUAUAGUAAUCAGGACAUUGACCUUUGAACUCUGAAUAUGAACUCAAAUUGAGAAGGAACACUUCUUUUUGAAGUAGCAAUUGGAAACCUUUUUUUUUGGAGAAGCAAUUGGAAAAAUUAUAAGCGUAAUUAUUGAAACAAAACUGGAGAUAUUUUGCAAAAAAAACUGACUUUCUAUUCAUAAUUACAGUGACCUUUGACCUAAGGACCAGAAAAUAUCUCCUUCACAAGCACUUUCUUAGAAAAAAAAAUGGGUAAAGUGUGGGUGUACUUGGUUUAACAGAACUUGAGAUAUUGUAUUGAAACAAAAUACAAAAACAAAAAAAUGACAGACAGACAGACAGACAGAUGGAUGGUCAACCUAAUUUCAAUAAAACAUUUGCUCCCUGUUUGCCUUUAAGAUAAGAGGACUUACAAAUUAUGAGAGUAAAAGAAAACUUUAUGAUAACAUUAACAUAGAAACAUUACCAUCACUCAGACUGUUGAAACAAGAUAUUCUCACUACAAUUGUUUGUCAUAACUCACUUCCUGUUCAUUUUCUAGCAGUUUUACAUCAGUAGCUAUUUUUUUCUGUACUUUAACUGCUCGUUUCGUUUGUAUUUUAAAUCAUGUCAGGAAUAAUUCAAUUUUCGGCUGUUCUCUCAAAGCGAUAGUAAAGUCAUAUUUCUGGUUUCAA
Ylistrum balloti is the source of this 5415-nucleotide messenger RNA. Its product is annotated as FMRFamide receptor-like. Gene Ontology annotation, biological process: G protein-coupled receptor signaling pathway. The coding region runs from base 266 to 1348 and encodes 360 amino acids. Gene Ontology annotation, molecular function: G protein-coupled receptor activity. The record is from RefSeq and is a predicted model, not a curated record. Gene Ontology annotation, cellular component: membrane. The transcript is spliced from 2 exons. NCBI's taxonomy places the organism in Eukaryota, Metazoa, Mollusca, Bivalvia, Pectinida, Pectinidae.